Alligator sinensis (Chinese alligator) is the source of this 3069-nucleotide messenger RNA. RefSeq names its product coiled-coil domain containing 13 (gene CCDC13). Gene Ontology annotation, biological process: non-motile cilium assembly; cytoplasmic microtubule organization. The transcript is spliced from 16 exons. NCBI's taxonomy places the organism in Eukaryota, Metazoa, Chordata, Crocodylia, Alligatoridae. Gene Ontology annotation, cellular component: centriolar satellite. The record is from RefSeq and is a predicted model, not a curated record. The coding region runs from base 385 to 2670 and encodes 761 amino acids.
UCUCGGGAAGCAUUGCCUUCCAGCUGGGGCUGGUCCUGCUGGGAGCAAGGGGGGUGCACUGGAUAUUUUUCCCCCCCCACACACAGUUUUCUAGCAUGCAGAAAAGGGGCUCUGCCCUUUCCCACCCCCACAAUGUGGGUGGGGGGGCAUUUAUCCCAUCCCCCUCCUGCUCCUGUCUUCCCCAUGCACUAGCUGCAACAGCCCUCCUUCCCUCUGGCCCCUCCCCCCUCCCUUCCAGCAGCUGUCGUAAAUGCCCCCACCUUACUUUCCGGCUAGCCCCGCGCGCAGGGCCCGGAAGCCGUCGCCGUGGGGAUGGUUGCCGCGGCAACCGCGUCCUGCUCCCGGCCGGGAGGGGCGGGGCGUGCGGCGCGGAGCCGGUAACUAAUGGAGUCGGAUAAAGGAGUGAAUGAACAUUUAAAGCUCCAGUUUAAGGCUCUCCAGGAGCUGCAGCAGAAGAGGCUGCAAAAUCUGAUGGAGAAAAAGAAGGAAAAGAAGCACGGUCAGAAGGGGAACAAGAACAGCCCGCAGGAGACAUUUGGAGUCCAGGAUGAUCUAGAUCUAUUUAAGGUAGAUGGACUGAAGAUAUCACAUGAAGACAACAGCAAAAGGUUGCUUGAGGAUGAAAUCGAACAGCUUCACGACCACCUUCGAGAGGUCACAGAUGAAAACGGCAGACUGUACAAACUGGUGAAGGAGAGGGACUUUGAAAUUAGGCAGCUCCAAAAAACAAUAGGGGAGGAGAGAUUGGCCUUGUCAGGAACAUCUGGUUUAGCAGGGGAUAUCGCAGCUACUAAAAUAGUUGAACUGUCCAAAAAGAAUCGCGAGCUAACCGCUGAGACCGAGAGUGAAAAAGCCAAAGUGAAACAGCUGAAUAACAGAGUCAAAGAGCUGGAAAGAGAACUCCAGGCAGCCAUGGGAAAAAUCCAGUCUCUUGGCGGCAGUGACUCAGAAAUCAAGCAAUCAGCUCUGAGGAUGACAGAAGGAAACCUGCCUGACAGUCCAGAACUGAAAGCGGUGCAAGAAAAACUAAGUGCAGCCAACUUGAAGAUGAUGGACUAUCGCAACCAGCUCCAGGCCACAAAACAGGAAUUGAAGAUGAUGCAAAAGCUUUUAGCAAGUGAAGUUGGUGAAGAUGUGAAUGUUCAAAAUCUUUUGGCUACCUCCGGUACCUGGCGUGGACGGGCCCAGCAGAUUCUUGUUCUACAAGGCAAGGUUCGAGAGCUGGAGAAUCAGUUGGGUCAGAGCAAAAGCAGAGCGUCGAUGAACAGUAUCGACGAGGAAAUGUUGGCCUUUACAGAUCCCCGGAAAUUGUCAGCCCAGGAGAGAAACCUCCUCCGGAUUCGCAGCUUGGAAAAAGAAAAGAGAGAGGCCUUGGAGAAACUCACCGGGGAACAUAGCGCUCUUCAGAAGGAUCAUGAAGACGUGAAAAAAAAACUGGAUGCAUCGAAAGCCAGGAACAAAGUGCUGUCCAAUGAGGUGAAAACGCUGAAGGGGCAGAUCCUGACCCUGCUGGAGAAAGGGAAGCAUGAUGAUGAGCUCGUGGAUGCUUUACUGAGCCAGCAGAAGCAAAUGCAUGAGAUCUUAAAACACCUGAGCCAGCAGGAUGAGAAGAACAAGGAGUCUCAGCAGAGCCUCGGACAGCAGUUGAACAGCGAGACUCAGAAACAGAGCUGUCUCAUAGAGCAGCUCAAACAGAUGGUGGCUGAACGAGAAGCCAAGGUGAAAGAGCUGGAAGAGGAGGUUGGGCAGCUCACGCUUCAGCAUCAGAAGAAAGAAGCCACUGAGGAGGGCAGUCCAGAUGUUUCGGACUCGCUGUCCUCCGAGCUCUCAGAAGAUGCAAGUUUUACUCUAAUCAAGUCACCAGCCUCCGGCGGUGAUCAUGUUGGGAGGAUUGUGUCUGCUCGCACCGUGUCUAAGAUGGGGCAUACGCUUGUAGAAUCUGCAGCUACUAAGCCUUCGUCUCCAAGUAAUAACAUCACACAGGGCAGGUACGUUGACAGCCCAGAUCUGAAAGCGCUGCAAAAAGAGAUCACAGAGUACAAGGCUCUCCGCCAGGCUGCUGAAGUGGAAAGAGGCAGGCACACAGAACUAAUCGCUGUGUUGCAGAAAAGGGUGGACGAAUGCCACAAUCAAGUUUUGGAAGCUGAGAAGAAGCUUCAAGAAGAACAACGUAGAUCGGUCAUUUUGGAGCAGCAGCUCGAGAAACUGAAAAUGGCACAGAAACCUCCUACCAGGAGCAAAGCCGGUGAGGCGCACCACUUUGCUCGGGAGCAUCGUCUCUAUUACUUCCACAUUCAGCAGCCAAGGAGAGAGAGACAUAAAACAGCUCCAAGGAACGGCACCAAGAGCAAAAUCCUGGCCUUACUGAAUUAUUCAAACUUUGUCUUUGACUCCAGUCAGUCUGCAAAUACCGCCAAACAUACCUCGACUGUGGGCGACAGGAAAGAUGUGGCUGCAGUUCAGUUCUCCGAGGUGCCCCUGGAGUCUCAAAUAGAAGAGCUGAGCACAAGGCUUCUGAUCCAGGUGGAUGAAAACGAGGCACUGAAGAGAGCCCUGGAGAGCACUGCAAGAAUGAAAGAGGAGGAUUUCAAACUGUACCAAGAGACAAUGAGCCAAGUCAAGGAGAUCUUUCUACAGGCACUGCGGCAACAGAAGCAAGAGAAGAAUUAAAGCAGGGCAUUCAAACUCCCUUGGUCUGCAGCAGGAAGAGAGUCUAAGAAUAGAUCCAGUGAAUUGAAAUGCAGGAGCAGUCUCAUUAGCCGUUUCCCCAGAACGUUUAAUUUUUUAGCACAUACAGGAGAGGGUGAGAAACACUGUUGAACCUUACAUUAUAAAGGGACUCUUUAAAUUUCAGCAGAUCCCCAGUUGGAAGAGUUAGCAAGAUCUCAGCCCAUGACCGUCCAUGCAAGUUGGAUGCACUUUAUCAGAGCUCCAAGGCCACAGCCCUAAUUAUGAGCAAAACUUCCCUGGGUUGCACUUGGCCUCUGCUGGAUAAGACCCCAGGUCUAAAAUGCUCCUAUUUUAAUCUACAAAUAUAGAACCUGUUUCAUAUUAAGCUGUUUCUCAAUA